CUUUGACCGUCGUACCAUUUACUCUCUCUCUCUGCCUGUCUGUCUGUCUCUCUCUCUCUUUCCUUCACCCCUCUCGAACUCCUCCUUUUCGCCGCUCCCCCAGAGAGCAGAAAGCAAAGAAACCGAGAAACAAUUAAACCCACAAAAGAAAAACAGGAAAGAAAGAAAAAGACAGAGAGAAAAAGAAAAAGUUUCGAUAAAAGUAACCCCUGAAGAAGAAGUUAUUGUUAUAUAAAUUCAUAAAUUUUUAGUCUCUCUGAAACUCGGCAAUCCCUUCAAGAUUUUAAAGCUCGAAACUUUUCGUUAACUCGCUCUCAUUAUUAUUACAACUCUCAGUAUCGCUCUCUCUUAACUUCUCUUUCUUUGAUCCGACGGCCACGAUCGUACGCUUACGCCUCUUCUCACUCACUCAAUCUCUCUACUGAUCAAUUUGCAUCUCAUAAACAUGGGGCUCAGCGAGCCUAAUGGUCACAGCAGACUGAGAAGAAACGAUCAUCCUGUCCAAGAAAAUGGUGAUUCUGAUUUAUCUAGUGUUGGUGAUGAGUUAGAUCCGUGGACAGCAUGGGCAUACAAGCCUCGUACCAUUUCAUUCUUGCUUAUCGGUGCAUGCUUUUUGAUUUGGGCAAGUGGAGCUCUUGAUCCUGAAAGCACUGCUUCUGGAGAUCUUGUUACAUCUGUCAAAAGGGGUGUAUGGGCGAUGAUUGCAGUUUUUCUUGCUUACUGCUUACUGCAGGCACCUUCUACGGUUCUCAUUAGACCACAUCCUGCUAUUUGGCGUUUAGUUCAUGGAAUGGCUGUCAUUUACCUUGUAGCUCUCACAUUUUUACUUUUCCAGAAGCGUGAUGAUGCUCGUCAGUUCAUGAAGUUUCUCCAUCCUGAUCUUGGUGUUGAACUUCCAGAAAGGUCAUAUGGUGCUGAUUGUCGCAUUUAUGUGCCCGAAAACCCCACGAGCAGGUUUAAGAAUGUUUAUGAAACACUUUUUGAUGAAUUUGUUCUAGCACAUAUUUUUGGAUGGUGGGGAAAGGCUAUAUUGCUCCGUAAUCAGCCACUUCUAUGGGUUCUGUCAAUUGGAUUUGAGUUGAUGGAGUUUACUUUCCGCCACAUGUUACCGAACUUCAAUGAAUGCUGGUGGGACAGUAUAAUUCUGGACAUUUUGAUCUGCAAUUGGUUUGGCAUCUGGGCGGGAAUGCAUACUGUUAGGUACUUUGAUGGGAAAACAUAUGAGUGGGUUGGUAUAAGCCGCCAGCCUAAUAUCUUUGGGAAGUUUAAACGAACGUUGGGACAAUUUACACCAGCACAGUGGGAUAAAGAUGAAUGGCACCCAUUGCUUGGUCCAUGGCGGUUUAUUCAAGUUCUCAGUCUUUGCAUUGUCUUCUUGACGGUUGAGCUUAACACCUUUUUCCUAAAGUUUUGUCUUUGGAUUCCUCCUCGAAACCCUGUGAUCAUUUAUAGAUUGAUCUUGUGGUGGCUAAUCGCAAUACCAACAAUUCGUGAGUACAAUACAUACCUCCAAGACAGAAAACCAGUGAAGAAGGUUGGAGCAUUUUGUUGGCUUUCCCUUGCUAUUUGCAUUAUUGAACUUCUAAUUUGCAUCAAGUUUGGACAUGGCCUGUACCCUAAGUCUAUGCCUUUAUGGUUGGUAAUGUUCUGGACAUCUGUUGGAGUGGUUCUAGGAACGUUCUUGAUUUUGUGGUCAUACAAGAGUUUGUGUAGAAAGAGACGAUGAUUUUGGCCAUGUGGUACAUUAUUCUUUGAUUUCUUCGUGCUCUUAUGGGUAUUCAUCGGGUGUUGUAAAUACCUCUCUUUAUAAGUUGUAAAUGGUUAUUCCCUUAGGUUAGUGGAUCACAGUUUCUUGAGCAGAGAAUAUUAAUUAUUUCUUGUUAGGUAGUGGGAAAUGCUUCUAACAUCAAGCUCUUGAGUCGUAGUUUGCCAAUAUUUUCAAUUGGCAAUUUUUUAUCUAGUCAUUUUUUAAUUUUACCUGUAUUUUUCCUUCUUCCAGUGCAGUUUAUUUCAUCUCAAUUUAUUCAGUGCAUAUGCCAAUGUUGCACUUGAAUGUCAUAGCAAAUGGUGAAGCCAUUUUUCUGUUAUGUAAUACUUAUCGAAGCAUAAACCUUCUAUGUUAUACAACCCUGAUCUUACUUUUCA
This is a messenger RNA of Pistacia vera, 2145 nucleotides long. RefSeq names its product CDP-diacylglycerol--serine O-phosphatidyltransferase 1. The record is from RefSeq and is a predicted model, not a curated record. Gene Ontology annotation, molecular function: L-serine-phosphatidylethanolamine phosphatidyltransferase activity. NCBI's taxonomy places the organism in Eukaryota, Viridiplantae, Streptophyta, Magnoliopsida, Sapindales, Anacardiaceae. Gene Ontology annotation, biological process: phosphatidylserine biosynthetic process. The transcript has 13 exons. The coding region runs from base 446 to 1726 and encodes 426 amino acids.